GUCUGUGUUCUAUAUAUAGCCUAGCUAUUUAACUAGCUAGCUUGCUACCCGAUAUUAGCUAAGAAUAUUUAGCUGGCCAAGAUCGGACAGCGAAAUCUUAUGAGGGUAAAGAAAGACAGAGGUACCGCAUACAGCUAGAUAUAUAAAUAAAACCCACAUUAAAUGAUUAGUGUGGGUUAUCUGCCACAAAUGCUGGAGCAUAUGUCACGCACAGGCCCCGUGUCGCAGCUAUCCAGUCUAGCCAGCUAGCACUAAUACAUUCCAGGGGCUAACGAUCGCUAGCUUUCUGCUAGCGCACCGGUAACCGUUAAAUUUAGCACAAUUCAAAAUGAUUAUAACGAAUGCGGACGGUUAACAAAAUAACCAUGUGUUUAUCAAUGGAAACAUUCUGAAAUCACCUUCAGUUAUAGUUAGUUUUCCGAGUAGUGGUAAAAUGUGCUAUUGUAAUGAUGUACACGCGGCUCCCCGCUUCUGCAGAGACAGCCCGGAAGGACCUCAGAACUGGACGGAAGAACCACGUUUCGGAACGACUCCUUUAGCCAUGCUGGCUGCAACCUGCAACAAAAUUGGUAACACCAGCCCCCUCACCACACUGCCGGACUCCAGCGCUUUCGCCAAGGGCGGCUUUCUCCCGUGGAAAAGAUCUUCCAGUUGUAACUUGGGGUCCAGCCUUCCAGGGUUUGCCGUGGCGACAAGCAGAGGAUCGACUGGAUCAACAGCAACUUCUGGUACAAGCAGCGGCGCGUUUUGUUUAGCCUCUACAUCUCCGACCCCAUCUGUAUUUACCACAGAAUACAGCCUGUUUUCCAACUCGGGAACUGUGUCAUCAUCAGAAUCGGGACAGUCAGCCUUCCUUGCCCAAGUUCACACUCCCGCAGAGUCCCUAUACCCGCGGGUAGGCAUGGCGCAUCCAUAUGAAUCAUGGUACAAAUCUGGCUUCCACUCAACCAUUUCAGCCGAGGUUGCAAACGGGACGUCUCCUUGGUGGGAUGUCCACAGCAGUCCAAGCUCGUGGCUUGAGAUCCAAACUCCAGCUAACACUCUGCAAACUUCUUUGCACUCCGGAAGUCCCCAGACCAUUCACUCUCAAGUGAGUGGCUAUAACACUGAUUUAUCCCCUUUGACGUACUCCGCCUUCAGCUCUACUGGGAUAAGCCCAACGGCGUCUCAUCUUCUGUCCACGAGUCAGCACCUGUUGACACAAGAAGGAUUCAAACCCGUGAUCCCCACAUACACGGAUUCUUCCGCUGCUAGCGCCAUGAUCUCGGGAGCCAGUUCCGGGCUAGCGGGCUCAUCAAGGUCCUCCAGGAGGUACUCGGGAAGAGCGACCUGCGACUGUCCAAACUGUCAAGAGGCUGAACGGCUGGGUCCCGCUGGAUGCAGCCUCAGGAGGAAGGGACUGCAUAGCUGCCAUAUCCCGGGUUGUGGUAAAGUUUAUGGUAAAACGUCUCACCUGAAGGCCCACUUGAGAUGGCACACCGGAGAGAGACCGUUUGUGUGUAACUGGCUUUUUUGUGGUAAAAGAUUCACGAGAUCCGACGAACUGCAGAGGCACCUUCGCACCCACACCGGAGAGAAAAGAUUUACUUGUCCCGUGUGUAACAAACGCUUCAUGAGGAGUGACCAUUUGAGCAAGCACAUUAAAACUCACACUGCUGAAGGCGGAGACAAGAAGGGAAGCGACAGCGACACCGACACAAGCAACUUGGAGACCCCCAGAUCCGAGUCUCCGGAACUCAUUUUAGAGGGAGUGAACGCCAGAGUUGCGGUCAAGGACCUCAACGUUACGACUCAUAAAAGAUAUGAGUCAUAGUUAUGAAAUGCAAAUAACUUUGUGCAUUGACAAACAAUUACAUUUAAAUGACAUUCUUUAUUUUUUAAAAACGAGUCUGGAAUUUGUGAGACGCUAAGGCUGCGAAGUGUGUCUGAAAAAUAUUUCAUAUUUGAAAAAGCAACUCUUUUAAAAUAAAAAAAACACACUGAAUACACCGUAAUUAAAUAUAUACAUAUAUUUUUACAACUUUCACAACGAUUGUAUGAAAUGCAUUACGAAUGGUAUGAGUUGUAUGAGAAAGAUAGCAUGUCUUUCAGACCGUUCAGGGCAGUCGUAGUGGCAAAGUUAAUUACUUCUGAGUAGGCAUCAUGCGAAAAUAUGUAAAUUCUCAUUUUUUGACAUAUAUCAACGAGGAGAGUGUUAUUCAUAUUCUUGUAAAUAUUAAUUAUGAUUGUGUUGUCUCUUGGGUUCCUGCAAUUCAGGGUUUUGUUUCGAAGCACUUUGUGGAUAACGUAGCCUAUAUAAACAGCUAUUUAAAAUAUUUUCUUUUCUUAGAUGUUUUGAAAUUCUAAAAAUGUUACAAGCGUCAAAACGUUAUUGCAGCACAUUAUGAACGUUUAUUUGUAUAAAACCAAAAAAUAUAUAAUGGCACAAGAUUUUCAUUUCCUGAAAUAUUAAAGAAACCUACAUGAAAA
Messenger RNA from Anguilla rostrata (American eel), 2469 nucleotides. RefSeq names its product transcription factor Sp9-like. The coding region runs from base 434 to 1813 and encodes 459 amino acids. Gene Ontology annotation, molecular function: DNA-binding transcription factor activity, RNA polymerase II-specific; RNA polymerase II cis-regulatory region sequence-specific DNA binding. The transcript has 2 exons. The record is from RefSeq and is a predicted model, not a curated record. Gene Ontology annotation, biological process: regulation of transcription by RNA polymerase II. NCBI's taxonomy places the organism in Eukaryota, Metazoa, Chordata, Actinopteri, Anguilliformes, Anguillidae.